Messenger RNA from Staurois parvus, 339 nucleotides. The record is from the annotation of a GenBank genome assembly. NCBI's taxonomy places the organism in Eukaryota, Metazoa, Chordata, Amphibia, Anura, Ranidae.
CGGAUAUAGUGAAUGCGGGGUCCUGGGAGACCUGAUAUAGUGAAUGCGUGGUCCUGGGAGACCGGAUAUAGUGAAUGCAGGGUCCGGGGAGACCUGAUAUAGUGAAUGCAGGGUCCGUGGAGACCUGAUAUAGGGAAUGCAGGGUCCGUGGAGACCGGAUAUAGCGAAUGCAGGGUCCUGGGAGACCGGAUAUAGCGAAUGCAGGGUCCUGGGAGACCGGAUAUAGCGAAUGCAGGGUCCGGGGAGACCGGAUAUAGCGAAUGCAGGGGUCCUGGGAGACCGGAUAUAGUGAAUGCAGGGUCCUGGAAGACCGGAUAUAGUGAAUGCGGGGUCCUGGGA